AAAAAAAAAGAUGGGGUCUUUGAUGCAAGAUUUGAAGAGACAAGCUUCAUUCUUCUUGAAGGAGAAAAUAAAGACAGCAAGAUUGGUUCUCACAGACGUUACGCCUAUGCAGCUAUUGACGGAAGAAGUAACAAAUGGAGAUUCAUUAGCACCGGAUGCUCAUGCCAUGCGGCUCAUAUCUCGUGCCGCCUUUGAAGUCGAUGAUUACGAGAGGAUUGUGCAAAUUCUGCAUCACAGGUUGUCAAAGUUUGAUGCAUGGAACUGGAGAGGAUGUUACAAUGGUGUAGUGUUAUUGGAGAAUCUAUUGACACAUGGACCACAACGAAUUGCAGAGGAAUUUCAAAGUGAUAGAGAUACUAUUCAAGACAUGACAACUUUCCAUUUUGUUGAUCACAAAGGGUUCAACUGGGGAUUGAGUGUAAAGUUGAAAGCGGAAAGAGUAAUGAAGCUUCUAGAAGAUAGGACAUAUCUGAAAGACGAAAGAGCAAGAGCUAGAAAAAUCACAGUUGGGAUCAAAGGGUUUGGAAGUUUUAGCCAGCAUAGGAAAAUUGAUGAUGUGACUUCGGACGACGAAAAUACCGACAGAUUUUUCAGAUCAAAAUCUCUGUUUUUUGAUGUUCAGCAUCAGCAUCAGCAUCAACGUCCUGAUUAUGGAUUGGAGAGUAAGCUAUUGACAUCAAAUGACGACCAAUUUAGCAACAAGAUGAUAGCUCAAGGUGACGAUUUCAAAGGUUGGUCACAUAAAUACAAAACUCAUGAGUUUGUGAUGGAAGAUGAUCACCCCUUUUGGGACAAGGACCAAAACACCAGAAUCUCACUUCUAUCUUCCUAAUACACACACACACACACACACAUAGAGAGAGAGAGAGAGAG
Erythranthe guttata (spotted monkey flower) is the source of this 873-nucleotide messenger RNA. Its product is annotated as ENTH domain-containing protein C794.11c. Gene Ontology annotation, biological process: endocytosis. Lineage: Eukaryota; Viridiplantae; Streptophyta; Magnoliopsida; Lamiales; Phrymaceae. Gene Ontology annotation, molecular function: phospholipid binding; clathrin binding. The record is from RefSeq and is a predicted model, not a curated record. Gene Ontology annotation, cellular component: endosome; plasma membrane; clathrin vesicle coat.